Coccinella septempunctata (seven-spotted ladybird) is the source of this 2048-nucleotide messenger RNA. Its product is annotated as TWiK family of potassium channels protein 9. Gene Ontology annotation, biological process: stabilization of membrane potential; potassium ion transmembrane transport. Gene Ontology annotation, cellular component: membrane. NCBI's taxonomy places the organism in Eukaryota, Metazoa, Arthropoda, Insecta, Coleoptera, Coccinellidae. Gene Ontology annotation, molecular function: potassium ion leak channel activity. The coding region runs from base 747 to 2048 and encodes 433 amino acids. The transcript is spliced from 7 exons. The record is from RefSeq and is a predicted model, not a curated record.
AUAAAACAUUAUUAUAGUCGAAAGUAGGGAUGGCAACGAGUGAUAUCGAUAUAUCGAAUACAUCGAUGUAUUUCAAAGUUAACUACCCUUGAGUAUUUCAUGAACCGAAAAACGCAUUCUAAAAUGUGGAUAUUUCGUUUGAAUUCAUUACUGAAAGGACUAAAAUCUCAAAAAAUAUUCUAUACCCCAAAAACAAUCUUUCCAAUGGAAUAAAGGAGCAGGAACGGUUACGACUUGAUGACCAUUCCAAAAAUCAGGAUUCGAGGAAACAAAGUCCACGAAAAUUAGCCAUAAAGGAUUAGACGUUCAGCACGCAUAAAUCGCAUUGCAAAUGUUCAGAAUGCACGAUAUUUUCCGUAUAUCGGCCAACGCCAAUAGAGACGUAGAGCCCCAGUCAUUCGACGUCGCGACGCCUGGCUAGGUCGUGCUCAGGUCCAGCCCCGACAGCAUCCGCGCUCGCUAUAAAGUUACGCGUUUUCACCCCAGUCCGUCCUUCGGCAUGUUACGUCGAUAUUCCUCGUUCUCGUGGUACAGAAAACAGGAAAAACAAUAAUUUUCGGGAAAACUGAAAAUGUGUACUCAACGUUUCGAAUUUUUUCGCUCCGAUGUGAAUAUAUCUUCGAGUUUUCGAAAACUGGACGGUAGAAGGUGCUGACGAAUGUUUUUUGUACCACCAGCAAUCCCUGCAUCCUGCAGCCAAUUUAAGAGUGCGCUCUGAUUGUAAAUGAUCUGGAAAAGUUGCGAAAAUGAGUUACCACCAAAUCCAUCAGCACCCUGUCCCCGAGUCGUCAGUUAUAGUCACGACGCCACGUGAUUGGAAAACAAGACUGAAAGAUUUUUGGAAAAAUUUACACCUGAAAUCUGCCUGUCAACACAUCGGACUUCUGGUCAUAUUGACCGUCUACACAGUAGCUGGAGGGAUGGUAUUCCGCAGGCUAGAAUAUCCAGCGGAAUUAGAGAAAAUAAACGUGUUCAACGUUACUUUAUCCACGAGCAGACGAACGUUGAUACAGAGCAUCUUGAACGGGGAGAAUUUCACCACGUUCGAGAAGGAGCUGCAAAAUUACGAGGAGGUUUUGAGGAGGGCCUUCGAGGCUGGAGUGUCCAUCAGACCGGAAGAGCAAAUCGUCAAAUGGACCAUCCUGAGGGCUGUUUUUUUCUCCUCAACCGUCCUCACCACUAUAGGAUAUGGAAAUAUAACCCCUGAGACAACAGAGGGUCGAAUUUUUUGCAUCGUGUUCGCCCUAGUUGGGAUUCCCUUAACUUUGACAGUUAUCGCAGAUUGGGGUAAACUUUUCGCCCAUGCUGCUUCCAGUUUUGUCAAGCAUAUUCCACCACUGCCAUAUGGACUUAGGUGCGCAUUAGUUGUACAAAGAACCACUUCCUACGCUUUCUUGUCUGUUUGUUUUUUGUUCAUUUACCUCGCCAUAGGAGCUGCUGCCUUCGUAGAAUGGGAAGAAGACUGGACGUUUUUUGAAGGGUUCUACUUCUGCUUCAUAACAAUGACCACCAUCGGAUUUGGAGAUUUAGUGCCUAAACAGCCAACCUACAUGCUUCUGUGUACCUUGUACAUUCUCAUCGGAUUGGCUCUAACUUCGACUAUCAUAGAGCUUGUACGAACACAAUAUGCUCAAUCCUGGAAACAGCUUAGAGCUCUACAGGGUCCCUUAGCAGAUCAAUUCAGGAAAAUAGCAGAUAAUGCGACUGGAUUGGACGUACUAUCUUUUCAGCAAGAUUUCAUGAAGGUUAUCACGGCCGUUUCAGUGCCUAAAAAGUUGACUGGUUCGUCGAAGAGAGACAAAAAAGUUAAUGUUACAGACUGGGAAGACGCUAUGGAAGCUGCCAUAAGAGAUAUGAUCGUUAAAAAUUCCGCAAGCCAAAAUUUUCCUCCUGUUGUACAAUUUAUAAUAUACGAGACUUCAGUGUAUUUGUUUUUUUUUCUCUACAUCCCUAACCAAACCCAAUUUGUUGGGAUUCAUAUUUUUUCAAGAGGACUGCUAUAUUGUUCUUUAGCAAAUAAUUCAUACAAUUUUUUCGGAUUGGAUUAG